Molecule: messenger RNA, 1054 nt
Organism: Manihot esculenta (cassava)
Lineage: Eukaryota; Viridiplantae; Streptophyta; Magnoliopsida; Malpighiales; Euphorbiaceae
Product: 60S ribosomal protein L10
Exons: 4
Coding region: 149-811 (220 amino acids)
Biological process (GO): ribosomal large subunit assembly; translation
Cellular component (GO): cytosolic large ribosomal subunit; ribosome
Molecular function (GO): structural constituent of ribosome
Source: RefSeq, a predicted model, not a curated record
ACGCGUAUAAAGCCUGCGCAAACCUAUUAGGGUUUUGGCUUUGCUUAGUUAACCCUCUUCUCCGUAUAAAUAUAGGGGCAGUUGGACACGGAUUUUGCUCAUUUCCUUUUCUAGGGUUUCUGCCGGCGGAUCUUCCAGAGCUGUUGUCAUGGGGAGGAGACCUGCAAGAUGUUACCGUCAGAUAAAAAAUAAGCCAUACCCAAAAUCACGCUAUUGCCGUGGUGUGCCUGAUCCCAAAAUCAGGAUUUAUGAUGUGGGAAUGAAGAAGAAAGGAGUGGACGAGUUUCCAUUCUGUGUUCAUUUGGUGUCUUGGGAAAAAGAAAAUGUCUCCAGUGAAGCUCUUGAGGCUGCACGUAUUGCGUGCAACAAAUACAUGGCAAAGUUUGCUGGGAAGGAUGCUUUCCAUUUGAGGGUCAGGGUACAUCCAUUCCAUGUCUUGCGUAUCAACAAGAUGCUUUCAUGUGCUGGAGCUGAUAGGCUCCAAACUGGUAUGAGAGGUGCUUUUGGCAAGCCACAGGGCACUUGUGCAAGAGUUGCCAUUGGUCAGGUGCUUCUGUCUGUUCGUUGCAAGGACAGUAACAGCCAUCAUGCACAGGAGGCUCUCCGCCGUGCAAAGUUCAAGUUUCCUGGUCGCCAAAAGAUCAUUGUCAGCAGGAAGUGGGGUUUCACCAAAUUCAACCGAACUGAUUAUGUGAAAUUGAAGUCGGAGAAUCGCAUUGUAUCAGAUGGUGUCAAUGCUAAGCUGCUUGGAUGUCAUGGACCCUUGGCAAACCGUCAACCUGGAAGAGCAUUUUUGCGUGCUACUGCUUAAGUAGUUAGUUCUGCAGAAGACUUUCUGUUUGAAAAGCUUUGUUUCCGUUUGUUGAAGACUUUUGUUUUUGGAUGUUAUUUUAUUAUCAUAUUGUAGUGUGCUAUCCAAAGUACAUUUUGAGGAUGUAGUAUCAAUUUUUUCUGAUCGCUGUGGUUUAAAUUUUUGGAUCAAAAUUGAUGCCUUAACCCACUAUUAUUUUUCAUUGAGCAUUAUGUGAGAGGUCAAAGGUGGUGUUGUAUUGUA